CGGAUAGCGUUUUUACAAGGGGAAAGAAAGGGCCAAGAAAAUUUGAAGAAAGAUUUAGUGAGAAGAAUAAAAAUGUUAGAAUAUGCAUUAAAACAAGAAAGGGCAAAAUACCAUAAAUUAAAGUACGGCACAGAAUUGAACCAAGGUGACUUGAAAAUGCCAACUUUUGAAUCAGAAGAUACCAAAGAUACAGAGGUUCCUGCAGUACCUCAGAAUAGCCAAUUGACCUGGAAGCAAGGCAGACAGUUACUACGACAGUAUCUUCAGGAAGUAGGUUAUACAGAUACAAUAUUGGAUGUUCGCUCCCAGCGGGUAAGGUCAUUGCUUGGGCUCUCCAAUUCUGAGCCAAAUGGUUCAGUAGAGACAAAGAACUUGGAACAGAUCUUGAAUGGGGGUGAAUCACCUUCGUCAAAACAAAAGGGACAGGAAAUCAAAAGGAAUUCUGGUGAUGUUCUUGAAACAUUUAACUUCCUAGAAAAUGCUGAUGAUAGUGAUGAAGAGGAGGAGAACGACAUGAUAGAAGAUAUUGCAGAAGGAAAAGAAAAGCAUCGGAUAAAUAAGAAACACAAAAUUGGUAAUGAAGGUUUAGCUGCUGACCUUACAGAUGAUCCUGAUACUGAAGAAGCUUUGAAAGAAUUUGACUUUUUAGUGACAGCUGAAGAUGGUGAGGGAGCUGGAGAAGCUCGAAGUUCAGGAGAUGGAACAGAGUGGGACAAAGAUGACCUGUCCCCAACUGCUGAGGUUUGGGAUGUAGACCAGGGACUAAUAAGUAAACUGAAGGAACAGUACAAGAAGGAACGAAAGGGGAAGAAAGGGGUAAAGAGAGUCAACAGGACAAAACUUCACGACAUGAUAGCUGAUCUGGGCGAUGAUGAGAUACCCCACAUCCCUUCAGGAAUCAUUAAUCAAUCUAGGUCACCCUCUUCUAGAAUGACUGAUCAUGAAGGUGCAAGAGCAGAGGAAGCUGAGCCAAUAACAUUUCCACCUGGAGGAGGCAAGUCAUUUAUUAUGGGUUCUGAUGAUGUGUUGUUAAGUGUACUGGGCCUUGGAGACCUUGCAGACUUGACAGUAACAAAUGAUGCAGACUAUAGUUAUGAU
Molecule: messenger RNA, 1098 nt
Organism: Acanthisitta chloris (rifleman)
Lineage: Eukaryota; Metazoa; Chordata; Aves; Passeriformes; Acanthisittidae
Product: striatin-3-like
Exons: 9
Cellular component (GO): dendrite
Molecular function (GO): calmodulin binding; protein-containing complex binding; protein phosphatase 2A binding
Source: RefSeq, a predicted model, not a curated record